UUUCUGGUCUCGGAUAGUUAUUGCGAAAAGCGGCCCAGGAUGGUGCUCGGACGGCUGACCCAUUAUGCCUUCGACGCUGUACUCUUCUCCGCAUUCCUGGCGGGAAUGAAACGCUCGACCGGUUUGACCUUCAAAACAGACAAGGUAGCCGGAGAGAACAAGGAGGUGUCAAAAUGGGUUGACAAGUACCUCGGCGUGGGCGAGUGGGUGAUGGACCAGUCAGUCGCCAUUGCUGGCUCGAGCGGAUGGUUUGAGCGGACCCGGUAGAC
Messenger RNA from Parathielavia appendiculata, 269 nucleotides. Its product is annotated as DUF1748-domain-containing protein. The transcript is spliced from 4 exons. Gene Ontology annotation, cellular component: cytoplasm. Bases 40 to 267 code for a protein of 75 amino acids. NCBI's taxonomy places the organism in Eukaryota, Fungi, Ascomycota, Sordariomycetes, Sordariales, Chaetomiaceae. The record is from RefSeq and is a predicted model, not a curated record.